Messenger RNA from Rhopilema esculentum, 6733 nucleotides. Lineage: Eukaryota; Metazoa; Cnidaria; Scyphozoa; Rhizostomeae; Rhizostomatidae. The record is from RefSeq and is a predicted model, not a curated record.
CGGUAACAAGACGUAAUGUUGUCGAGAGGUUGAAAGCAAGCUUUCUCAACUAUUACUUCGAGCUUCCAACGAAAGAUAUUUUUGGUAGCAAGACUAUUACAAUGAACAAUCUGCUAGGGUUUGCUUUGGUUCUCAAUUUCUUGCUAACAGUAAAUGGGAGAAUUCUUCGCCUCCCGUGCAUGAUUGAUGCUGUAUUUGACGUUGUUUUUAUCGACAAACGAUUUCAAGGAGACAGUCUGGCUGUUUUUAACAGCAUUGAUGACCAAGGAUGCACGUUGAAAUGCGCAGAGAACCAUAAAUGUACAUCAUACAAUUAUCAAUGGAUAAACAAAACAUGCGAAAUUCUUCAGAAGUAUGUGCAACAGGAUAAUAGCACCGAUUUACUGGAAGCCAAUGGUUGGAUUUUCAAAACAACAAACUACAGUAACAAACUUAUUGGGCCAACGUGCAACAGCCUGAAGCCUUGCGAUCCGGAAGAUUUAUGUCUGGAUACAUGCAGCCCGCCUUUCUAUGAAUGCAUUCAUUGUCAAUCUCAUUAUCCUGAGCUCAAGUGUAUAAAGCAGGCAGACGUGGAUGCCUGUGCUAGCAACCCUUGCAAACAUGCUUCACAAUGCUGGAACAAAAGUUCGGAUUAUGAAUGCACGUGUCUUGAGGGAUAUACAGGGAAAAUUUGUGAUAUCGAUAUUGAUGAAUGCAAAAGCCUUCCAUGUUUUCAUGGUGGUACAUGUUUGAAUCAAAUUGGAAAGUUUGUUUGUCAGUGUUUUCAAGGUUACAAAGGGAUUCAUUGUGAACAAGAUAUCGACGAGUGCCUUGAUGGAACACACAACUGUAAUACAAAUGCAGAUUGCACAAAUACCUUUGGCUCUUUCAAUUGCAAGUGUAGGACAGGCUACAGUGGAGAUGGCAUCAACUCGUGUAUUGAUGUGGAUGAAUGUCUUGGUUCCACGCACAAUUGUCAUACUAAUGCAGAUUGCACAAACAUUGUUGGCUCGUUCACUUGCAAGUGUAAGACAGGCUACAGUGGAGACGGUGUCACCUGUACAGAUGUAAAUGAAUGUCUGAAAGGAGCACACAAUUGUCAUACCAAUGCAGAUUGUACAAACACUGUUGGCUCAUUUACUUGCAACUGUAAGACAGGCUACAGUGGGGAUGGAAUCAUCACAUGUGCAGAUAUAAGUGAAUGUGGAGAUGGCACCCACAAUUGUCACGUCAAUGCGCAUUGUACCAAUACUGUAGCCUCUUUCACAUGCACAUGCAACAACGGCUACAAGGGAAACGGCCAGUCAUGUAAUGAUGCAAAUGAAUGCCAGGAUAACACAUAUAAUUGCCAUUCUAAUGCUCAAUGCAAAAAUACAAUUGGCUCAUUUACAUGCACAUGUGAAGAAGGCUACAGUGGCAAUGGCGUUGCGUGCACUGAUAUAGACGAAUGUACAACAGGAGUGCAUGGAUGUCCAUUACAAACUCGAUGCAUGAACACAGUUGGAAUGUUCCUUUGUACUGAUAACAUGGCAUACAAAAGAGCAUCGCAACAGUCUUCGCUACAUCGCUUCGCAGGCAUAGAUUUCGUAUCACAGUUUGGAAACGAUGGAGACAGAAACGGAAACUGGUCUGUAUGCGCAAUUACAAAAAAUUCUCCUCCGCCUUGGUGGCAAGUUGAUCUUGUUAAUCGUGUACGUGUAAGGAUGGUUAUCAUUAAGAGUGGAACAGUUUGGGGAAAAACAAAAAUCAAUCCAUUCAGCAUAAGUGUUGGUGAUGACGAAACGAAUGGUGGACGAUCAAAUCCAUUGUGCGUAUCAAAUCAGAACGUAGAAAGUGGGAAAAUGAAAGAAAUGCAUUGUGGGCAACCCCUUUUAGGGAGAUACGUCAGUGUAUUUAUCGACAGAGCAGAGUAUCUUCAAGUCUGUGAAUUGGAAGUUUAUGAAGCUAACAUGGCAUACAAAAAACCAUCGCAACAGUCUUCGCUACAUAUCUUCGGCGGUAUAAAUCUCGUAUCAGAGUUUGGAAACGAUGGAAACAGAAACGGAGAAUGGCAAGUAUGUGCAAUUACAACAACAUCUCCUCCCCCUUGGUGGCAAGUUGAUCUUAUUAAUCGUGUGCAUGUAGGAACGGUUAUCAUUAGAAGUGGUACAACUUUUGGACAAUUAAAGAUCAAUCCAUUCAGCAUAAGUGUUGGUGAUGAUGAAACGAAUGGUGGACGAUCAAAUCCAUUGUGCGUAUCAAAUCAGAACGUAGUAAGUGGGGAAGUGAAAGAAAUGCAUUGUGGGCAACCCCUUUUAGGGAGAUACGUCAGUGUAUUUAUCGACAGAGAACAGAAUCUUCAAGUCUGUGAACUGGAAGUUUAUCAAGCAAACAAAACAUCAUGUGUGGAUUGGUACCGCAUUGGUGCAAGGAAUAACGGUAUUUAUGCUAUUAAUGGAACUGGCCUCAUACACCACGUCUACUGCGAUUUCAGUUCGGAACCUAAUUUCGUAUGGACUCUUGUCACUUCCUUCUCCUUGGCAAACAAUUACCUUUUCAAAAAUAAACCACUCUACGACAACGAUCCAAUUUCCGAGUAUGAGCCUAACUGGAAUAGUUACAGACUUGGGUUCUCCGUUAUGGAAUAUGUAUCAUCAGUCUCGACGCAUUGGAGGGCUACAUGCAGUUACCCUUUAUAUGGUGUUGAUUAUCGAGAUUACGUGAGGGCAAAGCUAAGUGAAAUAAACCCCCUUACUUUUAACAACAAUGGUGAGUGCAGGACUGUUGAAUUAGUCAAUAUUCGAGGAUACAGUGCAACUGGCCAGCUCGUUAAGUUUUGGCAAAGAUGGGACCUAUUUUUUUGCACUGAUUCUAGCUAUGAUUCUUGUUUCGUUCUUGCCAGGCCGGGGUCCAUCCCCAGUGAAGAUAACUUUGGACAUUAUGGAACCGUAAAUAAAGACUUUCGAUGCACAGAAAAUUCUGCUAGCACGACACAGUAUUGGAUUGGUGCCUCUACCCAGUCUUUAGGUCCCUGAAAGAGCCUGGAUAGAGACAUGCAAACAAUUCCUGAACCACGACAUUAAAAUGACUUGGCUACCAAGGCUCUACUUGAAUGCAUCGAUUGUCGAUUCCUUUUUUUGAAAUUGCUAUGCUAUGCUAUGCUAUGCUAUGCUAUGCUAUGCUAUGCUAUGCUAUGCUAUGCUAUGCUAUGCUAUGCUAUGCUAUGCUAUGCUAUGCUGUGCUAUGCUAUGCUAUGCUAUGCUAUGCUAUGCUAUGCUAUGCUAUGCUAUGCUAUGCUAUGCUAUGCUAUUGUGCCUCUCUUUAGUCCUAAUUUAGUUGUAUACGCACUAUAUUGGAGUUGCAGCUUAGGCAGCCUUUCCACUAGCCUGGGUUAAAACAUAACCGGGUUGAAAUGUAUUCAGGGUUAAAUAUUCGAAAACGUACGCAGAUUUGUAAGGGAAAUUAGUAUUUGCAUCAAUUAUACUUCAAUGUCCAUCGUUGUAGGCCAAUGGAAACAACAUAGACAUCAAAAAUUUUGUUGAUUAUUUUUUGCACCAUCUCAAUUCUGAAACGUUGCUGUUGUUUCAAGUGGGUCAGAAGUUAUCCGGGUUUCGGCGUUUCCAUUAACUCGUAGAUGGUUUAUAAAGGUACCCGGUUUAAAACGGACCAACCCUGAGACCCGUUUUCAAACUUAUCCGUUUUCAAGUGGGUUAGUGUGAACGCAACGCAGAAACGGAUAACUUUUAACCCGUUUUUGUUUUAACCUGGCCUAGUGGAAAGGCUACCUUAGAACUGCCCCAUUCAAAGCAUGCACUGCAUUUAACAGCCGAGAAGAAAAACAGUGUGUGAAUGAAGAAAAGGUCACUGUAGCAAGAAAAACAGUGAUUUUAAUAUUUCGUGUCGCAAUGUGUUGACAGUUGAAAGAUAAUUAACUAGACAGGAUGCAAAAUUAAUUUCUACCCUUUUCCCAGGCAAUAAACUAAAAGAACCUUUCCAAGGUAACUUUUGGAGAGAGGAGCAAGGGAAAGUUGUCCAACGAGUGAGACAACCCUCCGUCUUGUAGUCAAUGAGCAUGCGUACGGAACUAAAUUAUUAUAACGCAUGUUCUCUGCCUCCAAGACGGAGGGUGUCUUUACUCAUUUGAAAAUUUUUGCUCGCUUAUCUUCCCAACAAGUAAACGGUGAAAAUAUUUAAGGUGUCCUUUUGUGUUGGUGAAGUUACAAGUGGUCCAACUAAGUGGAAAGCACUUAGCAAAGGGCAUUAUUUGCUUAUAUACGAGGUGCCAUAAAAUCUUAGAGACUGAUGACAGAACAGUUAUUGGCCUGAAAUUUUUCUUACAGGAAACGUCCUAUGCUUUAAAAAUCUAUACUUAGAGAACUUGUUAUACUGGCAAAAAAUUCGCUAAAAAUACUUGCAUUUGCUUUGUUAUAGGAAAUUAUCUUGUCAUUUUCAAGUAAAGUUACACCAGUAGAAGUUUAAUUUUACCAGAAAAGAGAGGUUUCACUGUUUCCAGAAUUUUUGAUUAUCUUUGAGACAUUUGAAAAAGCGACAUUCUUAUCAAACUUCCUCUUCUCUGUUUUUUUGAAAGACUUCUGUUUUUAUUUUGUCAGUUCUGUAUUUGUUAUAUCUAUUGCGGAGAUGAGCAACACCAGAAAUGAUAUUCCUGACUCUUCAUUCAGAUAUUCAAAAAACUAACUAAAGCCCUUAAAUGCCAAGCUUGCAGCUGCAGAUAACGUAAGAUAUCUUAUCCAAAAAUAAUGUUUUUAAAUUAAGUUGUAUGUUUCUAAUUGUAUUCAUUUUAUUGCAAUUUUUAUGUAUUUUGUUUAAAAUGUUUGCUUUAAUUAGCUUUUAAGCUAUAAAUUUUAACUGCACAUUUUAAAUCAUGGAAAUGAUAAAAGAUGUUAAAUAAUCGUCACUGUUCGGAACUCCACGACGAACUUGCUAAAUGUGACGCAGGAAUAUUUACAAUUCUAGAGUUGGACAGCAAUUUCUAGAAUUCGUGCUGGUAAAUUUUUACGGUGUAGAACUCUAGAAGUCGUUGUCAUACAGAGAGGACACAUGACACAUGACUUUGAGUAAAUAAUAAGACUUAAUCUCCUGUUUUAUUUCAGUUCUAAUGUCGUUUUGUUAUGUUUUUAUUCGGUGCCAGAACAUUUUUGAAUCUGUGUCAAAUUUUCACCAAGCUACAAAUAUGUCAUUUUUCAAUACGAAAAAACGCCUUACAAUGUGGUAUCAGAUCUUUGCGUUUCUUUGGUGAUAAAUUUUUUGAACAAUAUUCUAGUAUCUGAUCUGAACUGAACUGAACUGAACUGAACUGAACUGAACUGAACUGAACUGAACUGAACUGAACUGAACUGAACUGAACUGAACUGAACUGAACUGAACUGAACUGAACUGAACUGAUCUGAACUGAACUGAACUGAACUGAACUGAACUGAACUGAACUGAACUGAACUGAACUGAACUGAACUGAACUGAACUGAACUGAACUGAACUGAACUGAACUGAACUGAACUGAACUGCAGUUGAAUCCCGCUAUCUUGAACUCGGUUAUCUCUAAAAACUCUCUACCUCGAACAGUUUUCCAUUUCACCUCGUUUUCCUAUAGGGCUUGGUAUAGAAAUACAACCCAUUAUCUCGAACUCACUUAUCUCGAACUAUUCGCUAUCUCGAACGAAGUUUUUUACCCUUGAAAGAGAAAUACCCGGUCACCUCGAACAAAAAGGGACACAAAUUUUCAGCCUUUAAUAAUCUUAAGUUGUCCGACAAUGAUUAACUUGCAAUGGACUUAUACUCGUUUGCCAUCUCAAAAUUUUACACGUUUGCCACUCACAACUUUUGCUUCAUGCUUCUAAAAAGUUUACGAGUACACCAGCCUAAUCCGUAGGCCACAUGGAGAAAAAGGUUCGGACAGUAAAGCCACGAACUUAUAAUAGAACCACGAGAUAAAGACGGGUCUGGUAAAUAGACAAAAAGCAUGAGCUCAUUUGGUUUUCUUUCAGCCAAAAAUCUUAUUGGCUUUAAGAAAUGUAUAAAAAUUGUUGCAAAAAGCUACUGCACAAGUAUGAAACUAUAUGAAGCUGUCAAAUUUGAACGUUUAACUCCUAAAACUGUUUUCGUUAUUAAAACUGUUUAGUACUUUCGAAAACAUUUGCUUUCAAUACUUUAUCUGUAUUAGCAAAUUACUUGAAUCCAAAAAUUUAACUUUCGAUAACCAAGAAUACCUGCAAAAUGGUUUACUAAAAUAGCUACGUUACCCUCGGUGCCCGAGUCACAACAUUUCGAGCGCCUAAACAGAAAGCCAAGCGGAGAAGCGGAGGACCUUCUACCGGUUUCUGAAACUGUCUACGGAGUUAGCAGCAACCCUGUUGUUAGAUGAAAUUCGGAACAGCGUCGAUCAAGGCAAACUGGUAGGCGCAACGUUUAUAGAUCUCAGCAAAACCUUUGAUACCGUUAGCCACUCAAACCUAUUCCAAAAACUCCCUCAGUAUGGCAUCAAUGAGGGUGAUGUUUCUUGGUUCACAGAUUAUCUAUUCCACCGUUCAGAAGCUGUAACUUAUUGCAAAUCCUCAUCAAUGACAGCGGACAUUUAAACAGGAGUACCUCAAUGCGCUAUCUUUGGUCCAUUGCUAUUUAUUCCAUUCUUCAAUGAUAUCACUAAUGUAAUUGAGGAUGGCAGUAAAGUUGAAUAUGCUGAUGAUACAGUGGUCUACGUUGCUGAUAAAAAUUUGAAGUUCAUCAAAACCAAGCUAACAAAAUAUAUGGAGUCCAUCGC